UCUGUUAGGGAUAAUAAUACCUAAUCGUCGUUGCGUCGUUGCGUCGUACAUACGAUCCGCGUCUAGCGAGCUUUCGCGCUCAACUGGGCGUUCGCGGCACGAAGAAGGAUGAGAACAAUGUGGAGGAACGAUGAAGGGCGAUCGGAACACGAAUAGAAGGACAGAGAAGAAAGUAGUAUUGGUGCGACAAGAGAGACCGAAUAACCGGCGUCGGCGCUUCGAGUCGCUCGAUAUCCAUCCGCUGUCAUUGGACUCUUUCUAACGGGUAGCCAUGAAACUGCGAACUACUUCGAUUCUCGGUAUAUAAGAUAUUUUGUUAAGGAUGGAAGGAUUCAAGACACCUGUUAGAAAGAAUCGUAGACCUACAGAUGUUUCCAAUUUACAAACCCCGAUUAAAAUUCCAGCCUCUCCGUUUUUACAGCAAAUAGCUCAUGGAACUGGUGUACACAUUCUUAGUUUGGAAAGAUCUCCAAAAGUUGGUUUUGUAAGAUCACCUUGGGCAAUAAAGAAAAGAAAUACUAAACUUACAAAGGAUUUGGAAUAUGACAAGCGCUUACAGUCUGAAGCCGAUCUACUGAAAAAAUUAAAUCAUCCAAACAUCGUAGGUUUCAGAGCAUUUACAUUAUCUUCCAAGGGUGAUCCAUGUCUUGCCAUGGAACAACUGGAUAUCUCUCUAGGAGAUUUGAUUGAAGAUAGAGUCGACAGAGGAGAUGACAUUUUUGCAGCUAAAGAUAUUUUGCACGUGGGUUAUGAAAUUGCAAAGGCUUUAGAAUAUUUACAUCAUACUAUACAUAUUUUGCAUGGGGAUAUUAAGAGUUAUAACGUUUUAGUUUCAAAGAAUUUGAAAAAAGUAAAACUUUGUGAUUUUGGAGUUUCUGUACCACUUACAGAAACUUUAGAAAUGGAUAAAUCACAAAAUUUUAUUUAUAUUGGAACUGAGUGUUGGAAUCCACCAGAAGUAUUAUUUGAGGAAGGUCCUAUAACGAACAAAUGUGAUAUAUGGGCAUAUGGUCUUGUCAUAUGGGAAAUGUUGGCCUUAUCUGCACCUUUCAUAAAUUCUGAAAAUGACUCUAAUGAUACUAUUGAUUUGAUUUCUACAUCAGAAAAAAGUAUGUCUUUAACAAUUUCAAAUGACGAUAAUGAUGUUAGUAUGGAUGAUAGUGAUAUAUUUGUGAAAGAAAUAAAAAGUACCUGUGGCAUUCGUCCACCAUUACCUGCGAUUGAUAUAGGUGCAGAAUACGCAGAAGUAUUAGAUGUAUUUUAUACGUGCACCAUUGCAGAUUAUAAGUUAAGACCAAGUUCAAAAGGCUUAGUAAUGUACUUUUCAGAUGUUAUGUCUUCUUAA
This is a messenger RNA of Vespula pensylvanica (western yellowjacket), 1345 nucleotides long. RefSeq names its product lymphokine-activated killer T-cell-originated protein kinase. Gene Ontology annotation, molecular function: ATP binding; protein serine/threonine kinase activity. Lineage: Eukaryota; Metazoa; Arthropoda; Insecta; Hymenoptera; Vespidae. The transcript is spliced from 6 exons. The coding region runs from base 323 to 1345 and encodes 340 amino acids. Gene Ontology annotation, cellular component: cytoplasm. The record is from RefSeq and is a predicted model, not a curated record. Gene Ontology annotation, biological process: protein phosphorylation.